This is a messenger RNA of Chironomus riparius, 525 nucleotides long. NCBI's taxonomy places the organism in Eukaryota, Metazoa, Arthropoda, Insecta, Diptera, Chironomidae. The record is from the annotation of a GenBank genome assembly.
UUGAUUUUGCUGAUUCAGAAAAAAACUAGGAAAAACUUAAUUAAAUCAAGUAUGGGCGACGAAAAUCUCUUUGAGUUCCUUCAUUUCGAGCUAGUGAACUAUUGUGUUAAUGAUAAAAGGGAAAAUGAACAAACUCAGUCAACAAAAAUUUCCCAAUUAGAGUAUGUUGGAUUUUCCACUGGAUAUCGCCUAAUUGAGCGACUUACAAGAGAAAUGCCACGAUUUAAGGAUGAAUUAGACACGAUCAAGUUCAUUUGCACAGAUUUCUGGUCAAGUAUAUUUAAAAAGCAAGUCGAUAAUUUAAGAACUAAUCAUCAAGGCAUUUACGUCCUUCAAGACAACACAUUCCGAUUCCUAAGACAAAUAUCCAACACGUCUCAAUACCUAGACUUAGCACCAGCACACGUAGUCUUCACUUGUGGACUAAUUCGUGGAACAUUGGCAAAUUUGGGCAUCAAUGCAAUAGUUACAGCUGAAAUAGUAAGCAUGCCGUCAUGUAAGUUUCAUAUUCAAGUAAAACAUUAG